This is a messenger RNA of Xenopus laevis (African clawed frog), 1214 nucleotides long. Its product is annotated as inactive C-alpha-formylglycine-generating enzyme 2. NCBI's taxonomy places the organism in Eukaryota, Metazoa, Chordata, Amphibia, Anura, Pipidae. The transcript has 10 exons. Bases 95 to 1009 code for a protein of 304 amino acids. The record is from RefSeq and is a predicted model, not a curated record.
AUGGCGGCGGAUUUAACUUCCGGUGCAAAAUGGUCACAUUGUAAGCAAGCGAUUGGCUGACUGAGUUACAGUGUGGAAUAGUUUCAUCCUAAGAAUGAGCGGUAGAUUUGUGGUUCUGCUGGGUCUGGUUGUGUUAGGGAUCACGCAGGGCUAUGAGGAUGAGGUACAGCUUGAUGGGGGACAGUUUGAGAUGGGAACAAAGGCCACUGAUGGUAAAGACGGUGAAAGCCCUGUCAUGCAGGUGAAAGUGCUGCCUUUUGCUAUAGACAAGUAUCCAGUUACCAACAAGGAUUUCAGGGAAUUUGUGCGGGCAAAGAAAUACAAGACUGAAGCCGAGGCAUUUGGGUGGAGUUUUGUAUUUGAAGACUUUGUAUCAGAGGAACUGAAGAAAAAAGUAACUCAGAAAUUGGAGUCUGCUCCGUGGUGGCUUCCGGUAGAAAGAGCUUUUUGGCGUCAGCCAGCCGGCCCAGGAUCAGGUAUAAAAGAGAAGCUGGACUACCCCGUAGUACAGGUUAGCUGGAAUGAUGCUCAAGCUUAUUGCAAGUGGCUCGGGAAGAGACUACCUACAGAGGAAGAAUGGGAAUUUGCUGCCAGAGGAGGACUGAAGGGUAAAGUGUACCCAUGGGGAAAUACGUUUCAGCCCAAUCGCUGCAAUCUCUGGCAGGGCACGUUUCCUGACAUGGAUACUGCAGAGGAUGGUUAUCAUGGAGCAUCUCCUGUAGCAGCUUUUCCUGCACAAAAUGAAUACGGCCUAUAUGACAUGCAUGGAAACACGUGGGAAUGGACAGCCACUGGGUACUCAUCUACAAGGGGCCAAAAGCAAAAUAAAGAGAAUAUGUAUGUUCUUCGUGGAGCUUCAUGGAUUGAUACAGUAGAUGGCUCAGCGAAUCACAAAGCACGGGUAACAACCAGGAUGGGUAAUACACCAGAUUCAGCCUCAGAUAACUUGAGUUUCCGAUGUGCAAAAAGCAGAAAGAAGUCGAAAGGACAAGGAAAAAUAGACUUAUGAGGAAAUUGUCUGUUACUCUAGAUCUAUGGGGAAUAUCACAUGGACUAGAGAAACACAGGAGUAUGCAGAAUAAUGGCAAGACUCCUGCGCUUAAACCUCUUAUUGAGGUUAAAUAUACCAAGCAAAACUGGAGCUGAAGAUGUUCAUUACGUGUAAAUGAGCAAACUUAUUCUAAAGAACUGAAUAAAUCGCACAUUUCACUGUA